Molecule: messenger RNA, 1331 nt
Organism: Cinclus cinclus
Lineage: Eukaryota; Metazoa; Chordata; Aves; Passeriformes; Cinclidae
Gene: DNAJC27
Product: DnaJ heat shock protein family (Hsp40) member C27
Exons: 7
Coding region: 1-822 (273 amino acids)
Molecular function (GO): GTPase activity; GTP binding
Source: RefSeq, a predicted model, not a curated record
AUGGAGGCGAACGCGGCGAAGCGGAAGGAGCCGCGCAAGGCGCUGCGGGUUAAAGUCAUCUCCAUGGGCAACGCUGAGGUGGGCAAGAGCUGCAUCAUCAAGCGGUAUUGCGAGAAAAGGUUCGUGUCCAAGUACCUGGCGACCAUCGGGAUCGACUACGGGGUCACCAAGGUGCAGAUCCGGGAUCGGGAGAUCAAGGUGAACAUCUUCGACAUGGCCGGACACCCCUUCUUCUACGAGGUGAGGAACGAGUUCUACAAGGACACGCAGGGGGUGCUGCUGGUGUACGACGUGGGAUCCAAGGAAUCCUUCGAUUCCCUGGAUUCCUGGCUGGCCGAGAUGAAGCAGGAGCUGGGGCCCCACGGGAACCUGGAGAACGUCGUGGUCGUCGUCUGCGCCAACAAGGUGGACUCCGGGAAGCUCCGUGUGGUGGACGAGAGCGAGGGCCGGCUCUGGGCCGAGAGCCGCGGGUUCCUCUACUGGGAAACCUCGGCACAGAGCGGGGAGGGGAUCCAGGAGAUGUUCCAGAGUUUCUACUCGUCCAUCCUGGACGUGUGUGAGAACGGCGGGAAGCGGCCGCCGGGCGGAUCCGGGCUCGGGUUCACGCGGGAGCAGGCGGAGGCGAUCCGAAGGAUCCGGAGCUGCAGGGACAGCUGGGAAAUGCUGGGAAUCAAACCCGGAGCCUCCAGGGAUGAGGUGAACAAGGCGUACCGGAAGCUCGCCGUGCUCCUGCAUCCCGAUAAAUGUUUGGCUCCGGGAAGCGAGGACGCCUUCAAGGCCGUGGUGAACGCGCGGACGGCGAUCCUGAAAAACAUCAAAUAGGGGGAAGGGGGGGAAAAAAUUCCAUGGGAAUUCCAUGGGGGAAAGGGAAAAAAAAUGAAUGGGAUUGACGGGGAGAGGAAAAAAAAAAAAAAAAAUUUUUUUAGCUGGGAGAAAAAAAAUUUCUGGGAUUUGCAGGGGGAAAGAAUUCCUGGGAUUCGUAAGCGGAAAAAAAAUAUUGCUAGGGAGAAAGAAAUUCCUGGAAUUCUCUGGGAGAAAAGAAAUGUUCCCCGAAAUUCCCAGGGGAAAAAAAAAAAAAAAUCCUGGGGAAAAAAAAUUCCAGGGAUUCGCUGGGAGGAAAAAAAAAAAAAAAAAAAAAAUCCUGGAAUUUUCAGGGAGAAAAGAAAAAAAAAAAAAUCCCAGGGAGAAAAAAAAAAAGUAAUUCCUGGAAUUCCAUGGGAGAAAGAAAAACUCCCAGAAUUUCCAGGGGGAAAAAAAAUCCUGGGAUUCCCAGGAAGAAAUAAAAAAAAUAAUCCCAGAAUUCCCAUGGAGAAAAAAAUAAUUCCCAGAGG